AUGCUUGCCAAGCGUUGUGCUGGCAACAACUUGGAAGCGGGCAGCUGCAAUUGGGACGUGUCAUGGCGGCGGCCGACGAAGGGGAUGCGACUGGGGAAGUGGCGGUGCUGGAGCGCGGGCCGGGAGCACUUUAUCACAUGUUUGUCAUGAUGGAGGAUCUGCUGGAGAAGUUGAAGUUACUCAAUUGCGAGGAAGAUGCCGCGUUGCGGAGCCAUAACAUGAGGCCGCCUUCCCGACAUUAUUUUGCAUUGCCUAUUAACCCAGGUGAACAGUUCUACAUGUUUUGUACCCUUGCUGCUUGGCUAAUUAAUAAGGCAGGGCAUCCUUUUGAGCAACCACAGGAAUAUGAUGACCCAAAUGCAACAAUAUCUAACAUAUUAGCAGAGCUGCGGUCCUUUGGAAGAACUGUAGAUUUUCCUCCCUCAAAGUUAAAGGCUGGUUAUGGAGAACAAGCUUGCUACGUUCUUGAUUGUUUGGCAGAAGAAGCCUUGAAAUACACAUCCUUUAGCUGGAAAAGGCCUACAUAUCCUACUGAGGAGCUAGAAGAAGAAGCAAUAACAGAAGAUGAUGCUGAAUUAACACUUAAUAAAAUAGAAGAAAUAAUUGCGGAAGAAGAGACAGACAAUGAGGAAAAUUAUAUUGAUCUGAACGUUUUAAAGGCACGAACUUACAAAUCAGACAUGCUUGAGUCUAAACAGGAAGAGAUUUUAGAAUCUAAAGUAGAUGCAGCUGAGUGGAAUCUUGAAGUGGAACGUGUUCUUCCUCAGUUGAAAGUCACAAUCAGAACAGAUAAUAAGGAUUGGCGAAUCCACGUGGAUCAAAUGCAUCAGCACCAAGAUGGAAUUGAAUCAGCUUUAAAAGAUACCCGUGGUUAUCUUGACAAGCUUCACAAUGAAAUCAGCAGAACUCUGGAAAAGGUUAGCAGUAGAGAAAAGUAUAUUAACAAUCAGCUGGAGCAUUUGGUUCAAGAAUAUCGUUCUGCACAGGCACUUUUGAGUGAGGCCAAAGAAAAAUAUCAGCAAGGAAGUGGUGGUGUGACAGAGAGGACAAGAAUUCUGUUGGAGAUUACUGAAGAAUUAGAGAAAGUAAAACAAGAAAUGGAAGAAAAGGGGAGCAGUAUGACUGAUGGAGCUCCUUUAGUGAAGAUAAAACAGGCUUUAACCAAACUGAAACAAGAAACCAUUCAGAUGGACAUACGAAUUGGCGUAGUGGAACACACAUUACUUCAAUCAAAGUUGAAAGAAAAAUCAAAUAUGACAAGAGACAUGCAUGCUACUAUAAUUCUAGAUUCUUCAAUUGUUGGUACUUAUUAAUUUUUAAAAUAAAUGCUAUGCAAAUAAAAUUUUGUACAUAAUAUAUUUUUCAAUUUAUGUAUGUCAUGCUGCAAAUCUAUUGCUGUGUAUAUAAACAAAAAGAUUUAUGUUUUACAAUCAAGACCUACUGUGUGUGUGUUUUUGUAUGUAUGUGUGCCUGGGUGUGUGGAGAGAAAAUAUUUUAAAUAUAGUAUAUUAAAAGUUUUGGAUUGCAUUGCAUUGAAAUGAAAAACUAUUCAAAAGCAAAAUCCUAUACAAAAAUAAAUUAUUGUAAAACAUUUAACUGUAAACACCAGCAAGAUUGCCUUCAUUUUUCUAAGACAAUGAGCCAUCACAACUUUAUGGACUAUAUCAGACUUUCAGUUUGUAGUUCGCUGUUUUUGAGCAAAGAAAUUACUAGAAAACUAAUUUUGCUCAAGAACAACCUAGUUAGGUUACAUUGCAUUAAAGUCUUUGUCUAUAAUUUUGUUUUGUUAGAAUUGCUAGUCCUAUGAGGGUAAAACUCAUCUGGCUAGAUGAUAUGGUAUAGGAGGGUUGCAAGAUGAAAUGGGAGGGAGCAUAUGGAAUCCCGAGUUAUGACUCAAAUGGAGAAUGAUUGAUUAUUGAUUUUUCUGCCAACUUGUGACAUUGGCUCAGAGGGAAAAGAAAUUGAAGAAUCCACCAAUUAGUGCCUUGAAGCUACCUUCAUUAAAUAUGUAAGGACACAGAUCUGAUCUGAGUAACUGAUGCCCUUUAAAUCAGCUAUGGUGGCAGUAAAAAUGACAUCAACGUACUUUCCGGUUGAUUCAAACUUGUGGGAAAUUUCUAUUUACACAACCAUAAGGAAGUACAUCUGAUAAUCAAGCAUAUUUAAAAUACUCAGUUAAUGCUAUCACUUCCCCGCCCCCAUUCUUCUUACUUCGAUGUGUUUCUUUCAAAACCAGGGAAUAUUUGUAUAUUUCUCUUUUCAAAUUGGCUAAUUUGAAACUUCCCCUAGUCACAAAGGUUUUUUAAGAACAGAUAAGUAGGCAUUCUGGGAGUUGAAGAGUGCUAUUGUUCAGAGAUUCUUGCUUUGUUUCUUAUUAGCUUCUCCAAAACAGCUCUCUGGUCUCAAGAAAGUAAUUUUUUUUCUCUGAGACUCAAGUGUUUAGUAGGAUGCAGGCCAAUAAGAGCAGAUCUUGAAACGUGGAUAUAGAAGAAAAGAAAAGAAACAAGAGUGGAAGUAGGACAGCUCCAGGAAGAGAAAGUAUUGGUUUUAUAGGUAAAAUUAUUAAGACAAUUGAAACUGGAUGUAAAGAAAGAACAUGUGCAAGCUGCUUGGAACAGAAU
Molecule: messenger RNA, 2621 nt
Organism: Pseudonaja textilis
Lineage: Eukaryota; Metazoa; Chordata; Lepidosauria; Squamata; Elapidae
Gene: IFT57
Product: intraflagellar transport 57
Biological process (GO): non-motile cilium assembly; intraciliary transport
Cellular component (GO): intraciliary transport particle B; cilium; Golgi apparatus
Source: RefSeq, a predicted model, not a curated record